Molecule: messenger RNA, 3014 nt
Organism: Fragaria vesca subsp. vesca
Lineage: Eukaryota; Viridiplantae; Streptophyta; Magnoliopsida; Rosales; Rosaceae
Exons: 9
Coding region: 71-2689 (872 amino acids)
Source: RefSeq, a predicted model, not a curated record
ACACUUUGACAUUAUGCCAUUCUAGCUUCUCCUUACUCUCUUCUCUCUCUUCCACUCUCUGCUUUGAUCCAUGGCUCAACUCGAUCAUGCCUCGUUUCAACUCACUCCAACUCGAACAAGAUGUGACUUGGUGAUCUUCUAUGGAGGCAAAUCAGAGAAACUGGCAUCUGGGUUGUUCCAACCAUUUGUUUCUCACCUCAAAUCUCUGAGAGAUGAGAUUUCUAGAGGUGGGUAUUCCAUUACUCUUCGCCCCCCUACUAGAGAUGCUCAUUGGUUCACCAAGCCCACUUUUCAAAGAUUUGUGAGGUUUGUUAGCACUCCAGCGGUUCUGGAGAGGUUUGUCAGUAUUGAAAAGGAGAUUUUGCAGAUUGAGAGUUCUGUACAACUAGAAGAAGGAAAUGUAUCUGCCAAUGGUGGUAAAAGGAAAUCAGCUGAUUCUUUAAGUUCAAAGAAUAAAGGUGGACAUGAAGAAGCAGUGGAUGCUGCAGAGAACGAAAACUCCAAGGUUCACCUUCAACGCCUUCUGGGAACUCGGUUAGCAUUGCUUCGGAAAGAGCAAGCGAUGGCUUAUGCUCGUGGGCUUGUUGCUGGAUUUGAAAUCCACAAUCUUGAUGCCCUCAUUAUGUUUGCAGAUGCAUUUGGAGCUUCACGGUUAAGGGAAGCAUGCAUCAAUUUUCGGGAACUACACAAGAAAAAGCACACAGAUGGUUUAUGGAGAGAGGAACUAGCAGCUAUGGCAGCCUGUUCUUCGUCAGAAUUGCAAUUAGCCGGAGAAUCUGGAAUUGUAAUGGCGAAUGAAACAGAUUUGCCUAAUCAGAAUAUCAUGCUGAAUCUUCUCAAUGGUGGUCUCACUAAUAAUUCCUCAAAAUCUGGUUCAACUCCUAGUCAUGCAAGCCUAGACGGCAAAACAGAUAAUAUAAUGGCUGCAUCAGAUCAAGUGCCAAUGCCGUUUUCAAACCAGAAUCCUCAGUACUUUUAUGGUAUGCCUCCCUACCAUGGAUAUCCUUUCCCUAAUAUGCAGUCUUUUCCUCCUCACUAUCCAAGCAACAUGCAAUGGCAUCCUAGCAUGGAUGAAGCAAGCUAUGGUAAGCAAUUCGAUUAUCGUAGGACUCAGAGGUCAUCUUCAAGAAGCAAAAAGAACUACCCAAAUAGAAAAGAAUCUGAGUAUUCAGAGGAAGGAAACCAAACAGAUUCAAGUGACUCUACUUACACAAGUGGUAAUGAUUCAGAUACACAGCAGGAGAAAAAGCAUUCUUCCUCACAGAAUUUGACCAAAAAGAAGUUCAAGAAGAAAUCCUCCAGAAAAGUGGUUAUUCAAAAUAUUAACUACAUCACUCCUAAGAGGAAAGAUGGGAAUAAAGGUGGAGUAUCUGAUGAAUCGCUUUCAGAUGAGGGGGUUGAUGAGGGAGAUACCGAUAAACAAAUGUUUGCAAAAGCAGAAGAAUUACUGUUGGCAUUACAUGAAUCAAACUCACACGAAAGAGAUGUUGAGGACAGUGGGCGUAUUUUGAAUGGAUCACAUAAUGUUAGUUCUGUGGCCACUAAUGGUGUUGGAGAUGAACAUUUUAUUAUGAGUAGCUCUAAUGGUCAUUCGUUAGGGUCUAGGCCAACUGUGGAGCUUGGAUUUGAGGAGCAUCUAAAGAAACCAACAGCUUCACAUGCAGCUGAUCCUCUGGUUAUGAUGGAGAGGAACGGAAGAAAUGAAGACAUGGUUAAGUUGGAAGAUUUUCGGAAUGAAGUAAAUUUCCGUUCAGGUAUUGAGAGAAAAGAUGGUGCAGAUGAGGAUAAAUUAUUUUUGCAGAGAUCAGAAGAACAAGGAACUGGCAAUGGGUAUGGUUUUUCUACAGCUGCUGCUGAGUCUACUAUAAGAAAGAGUUGGAGAGGAGAAGACUGGUUCAGCGCCAAUAACUCGGUAAAUGCAGAAAAUCAGAUGGUGAAGCCAACAGUUUUUGAUGGUGAUUGCAUUUUUGCACCAGAAAAAACCAAUCAAGCAAACCCCAAAGGCAUGUGCAUAGAUGAUUCUUUCUUUAUACAGUCUCGAUCAGCAGUCGAGAAUACAUAUGAAUCUCCAUGGAAAACGGAAGAUGCUGAUCUAAGUAUAGCUGAGCAAAAAGAAAAUGGCAAUAUAGAUACUCCACAAGAUAAGCCUGGACUAUCUAAUAUUGCUGAGCCAGAUGACCUUUACAUGGUUCUUGAAAGGGACUCCAAGUUGGAGUCUACUGGAAUUUCUUGGCCUGUGGACUAUGCAGCAGAUAUUGCAUUUCAAGAGGCCGACAGAAGAUGUUCUGUUGUUGUUGAAAAAGGUGAUCAUGUGGAUGACAAGCCUGCUUCGAAUGGUACAAAUGUCAAUCUGAAGAAGAUCAGUAAAGUUCCUGGAACAAAAGAUCGCGAGGCAAAGUCUAGUGGUUUACGGAAACCUAUUGGGAGCAACAGGUUUGAUAUCAAAAGCAAAAAACCAUCUCCUGCAAGUAGGCCUAUAGUACACAAGAGCAAACAGGAGAAGGAAGAAGAAAUUCGGAAGAAGAUGGAGGAAAUGGCAAUAGAACGACAGAAGAGAAUUGCAGAGAAAACUGCAGCAGGUGGCUUUGCUCCUCCAGCAGCAAGAAGGGUUUCAUUAGACAGUAAAACAGCAAAGGGCUCCAUUAAGAAUGACAGGCAGUCUACCAAGAGAGCUUCUCUGCCUCUGUAAAUGGAAUAAUGGAUAAAUAAGAAACAGCUUUUGGGCCAUGCUUGACAGUUGACACACGCCACCACAAGUACAGUCCUAUACAAAUGAGGAUGAGGAAAUAUCUGGAUGACCUGCUGUUAGGAAUUUCUUUCAACUUCAUUACACAUAUGUUCAUAGUUAUGCCCCACAUUAUAUAGAUUACAAGGACAACAAUUCGUCCGCCAUAAUUUUAUUAUUUAUUAUUUAUUUUUGAUAUCGAGGAGGAAAAUAAAUAAAUUCAUGUAAACUUUUCAGACAUAAAUAUAUUUCUGAGAAUAUAUAUUUUUUGUAUAAAAGGAUUCUGAUG